Eubalaena glacialis (North Atlantic right whale) is the source of this 1835-nucleotide messenger RNA. RefSeq names its product T-complex protein 1 subunit theta. Gene Ontology annotation, molecular function: ATP hydrolysis activity; ATP binding; ATP-dependent protein folding chaperone. The coding region runs from base 53 to 1699 and encodes 548 amino acids. The record is from RefSeq and is a predicted model, not a curated record. Gene Ontology annotation, cellular component: chaperonin-containing T-complex. NCBI's taxonomy places the organism in Eukaryota, Metazoa, Chordata, Mammalia, Artiodactyla, Balaenidae. The transcript has a single exon. Gene Ontology annotation, biological process: protein folding.
UUCCUCCGGAAUAUUCUGAGCGGGCGCGUGAACUGCUCCCUGCGUAGUGGCUAUGGCUCUCCACGUCCCCAAGGCCCCGGGCUUUGCCCAGAUGCUCAAGGAGGGAGCGAAGCAUUUUUCAGGGUUAGAAGAGGCUGUGUACAGGAACAUACAGGCUUGCAAGGAGCUUGCCCAGACAACUCGUACAGCAUAUGGACCAAAUGGAAUGAACAAAAUGAUUAUCAACCACCUGGAGAAGUUGUUUGUGACAAAUGAUGCAGCGACUGUUUUAAGAGAGCUAGAAGUACAGCAUCCUGCUGCGAAAAUGAUUGUAAUGGCCUCUCACAUGCAAGAGCAAGAGGUUGGAGAUGGCACAAACUUUGUACUGGUUUUUGCUGGAGCUCUUCUAGAAUUAGCUGAAGAGCUUCUGAGACUUGGCCUGUCAGUUUCAGAGGUCAUAGAAGGUUAUGAAAUAGCUUGCAAAAAAGCCCAUGAGAUUCUUCCUGACUUGGUAUGUUGUUCUGCAAAAAAUCUUCGGGAUGUUGACGAAGUGUCAGCUCUACUUCAUACCUCCAUAAUGAGUAAACAAUAUGGUAAUGAAGCAUUUCUGGCCAAACUUAUUGCUCAGGCAUGUGUAUCUAUUUUUCCUGACUCUGGCCACUUCAAUGUUGAUAACAUCAGAGUUUGUAAGAUUCUGGGCUCUGGUAUCCAUUCCUCUUCAGUAUUGCAUGGCAUGGUGUUUAAGAAGGAAACUGAAGGUGAUAUAACAUCUGUCAAAGAUGCAAAAAUAGCAGUGUACUCUUGUCCUUUUGAUGGAAUGAUAACAGAAACUAAGGGAACGGUAUUGAUAAAGACUGCUGAAGAAUUGAUGAAUUUUAGUAAGGGAGAAGAAAAUCUCAUGGAUACGCAAGUCAGAGCUAUUGCUGGUACUGGUGCAAAUGUCGUAGUAACAGGUGGCAAAGUGGCAGACAUGGCUCUUCAUUAUGCAAACAAAUACAAUAUCAUGUUGGUGAGGCUGAACUCAAAAUGGGAUCUCAGAAGAUUAUGUAAAACGGUUGGUGCUACAGCUCUUCCUAGAUUGACGCCUCCUGUCCUCGAAGAAAUGGGACAUUGUGACAGUGUUUACCUCUCAGAGGUUGGAGAUACGCAGGUGGUUGUUUUUAAGCAUGAAAAGGAAGAUGGUGCCAUUUCUACCAUCGUGCUUCGAGGCUCUACAGACAAUCUGAUGGAUGAUAUAGAGAGGGCAGUAGAUGAUGGUGUUAAUACUUUCAAAGUUCUCACAAGGGAUAAACGUCUUGUGCCCGGAGGUGGAGCAACAGAAAUUGAGUUAGCCAAACAGAUCACAUCGUAUGGAGAGACAUGUCCUGGACUUGAACAGUAUGCCAUUAAGAAGUUUGCUGAGGCAUUUGAAGCUAUUCCCCGGGCACUGGCGGAAAACUCUGGAGUUAAGGCCAAUGAAGUAAUCUCUAAACUUUACGCAGUACAUCAAGAAGGAAAUAAAAAUGUUGGAUUAGAUAUCGAGGCUGAAGUUCCUGCUGUAAAGGACAUGUUGGAAGCUGGUGUUCUAGAUACUUACCUGGGAAAAUACUGGGCUAUCAAACUGGCUACUAAUGCUGCUGUCACUGUACUUAGAGUGGAUCAGAUCAUCAUGGCAAAACCAGCCGGUGGGCCCAAGCCUCCAAGUGGGAAGAAAGACUGGGAUGAUGACCAAAAUGACUGAAUGGCUAGAUUUUUACUGUAGGUGAAGGCUAUGUUUGUAGUAGUACUCUAGGCAUUGCCUGAUGUUUUCAUAUUCUCCUAAAUUAAGAAGUGUUUUGUGUAUCUUGUAUUCUCGGCUGGAUGAUACAAUAAACAUG